AUGCAUUCGGACAUCCAUGUAGUUGUCCGCUUUCAUGAACAAUCGGUCUUCGCGGGCGAACAUUUACGAUGCACCAUCACUUUCAGAAACGUUGCAAAUCUCUCAGAACCUGUAACUCCAGCACAUGCACCUCGACGCAGUAGUCGACGCGAAAGUAUCAGUCAAAUCGCCAGUCAAGCAACCAGAAUCAAUGCUGCCAAUCGAGUUGGUCCCAAUGGACGAACAAACAGCAGCAGCGAUCACUCCACCGAGAUAAGCGGUCGCCAUCGACCUAACUCAUCCUUUCAUACUCCAAACAGCACAGGCACAAGCGACAAUGAGACUCGUCCACCACGUCCAGGCCACAAACAACAAAGAUCUGUUUCGAUAAUCUCUGUAACUUCUCCGAUAACAGCAGGUGAUCUAGCCGACUCGAAUAGCAGCAGUUGGGCAAAGCAACAACGACUUAGUCACCACCAGCGAUCUUCCACUGUUGGUACUCAGCAUGCCUUUCCAAAUCCACAUAGUCGGAGGGACUCUCCGACGGGACUACACCUUGCUGUCAAAGGUGGCCGUCGCAGUCCGUUAUCACCGGCUACCAGUAGGAGCCGUGACUCUACUCCCGAUUUCAAAUUCCCACCCGAUAGACCAGAUCCUCAGUUUCUGAAUGUGGAUCGCGAUGACAGUAAAACAGAAAGCCCAGUUACUCAAAGUGCUUCCCAUGCCAGCCAAGUUGCCAGCGAAAGAAGUAGUGGCGACUUUUACUCGCUAAGCAAUCAUUCUCAGGAAACUUUGAUGUCCGAGCAACCUUCUGUUCUAUCAGACAUUCGACCAACGUUAAAUUAUGGCAACUUACACCUACGGAAACCGGCGUUGAAACCACAGCACAAGCCUCAAGCGGUGAAUUUGCUGAUGGGCUAUGCACAGCUCGGCGCCACUUUCACGCUGGACGCGUCCUUGAUCGAUCAGUCUCAUUUCGAAGAAGUGAAAAAUAAAGGCUUUCUCGGCGGUCAAGCUGGGGGAGGUGUCGUUGGCGUGAAGAAGCCGAGGCCAAAUAGUGGUUUCUUAGGGACUUUCAACUUUAAUAGUAUUGGAGACUCCUUGAACAGUUUGAUGGGAGGAGACAACAUGAGCAGCGUGAAAGAGAUGCAUGCUGUCACCAAUGCCCGAGCCAUUCCUCUUCUCUCCACGCCUCAAUCGUUACUCUUUGUCGACUUACAUCUCGAACCCGGCGAAGAACGAAGUUACUCAUAUAAUUAUCCGCUUCCACAUGGUCUGCCAUCAAGUCAUCGUGGUAAGGCCAUCAAAAUAUCUUACAACCUUACCAUAGGUGUUCAAGGCUUACCUGGAAGUCGCGACGCCCACACCGUUCGACAAGUCAACAUUCCUGUCCGGGUGUUCUCUGGGGUCAAUUACGAUGGUGAGAUAUACGGUCAUGAUCUUAUGCAACCACAUGUUAUCCUCCGUGAUUUGGCCCGGAUAAAUUCUAUCUCUUCGCCAGAAGAUCCCGAAGAACCCGCAACACCAACCACCAAAUCCGACGACGUCUUCACAACUGAGUUCCUCCAGUUUGUCGAUAACCUUUUAGAUCGGAACAGAAGACGCCAAUCAAGCAGCGGUACCAUGGAAGCGUUUCUCAGUAGCCAAGCCGCAGGAGAUCAUCGAAAAGCCGUCCAGUCCAUUAAUCGUGCGAUUCUGUUCGGAAACCAGCUACAGGAUCAAGAGUCCAGCUCCAAUCGCUUUGACAUUUCUCGGAAUGGUCUUCGAGUUGCAGUAAUUGUUAUCGACCGACCAUUGCAUCGCUUGGGAGAGACAAUCACCGCUGUCGUCGACUUCUCCGAAGGUCAGGUCCCCUGUUCAAUGUUGAGGUCCACGCUCGAGACUUCAGAAAAAGUGACCCCCUCACUCGCAGUCCGUUCCGCUGCGACCAUCAGCCGCAUCACACGCAAGACAUACGUAGGACGCUCCGAGAACGUACUAUUCUCCAGACGCGCGACCUUCGCCCCAAGUAUUCCAGCCUCAGCAACUCCCACAUUCGUCACUACAGGUGUGAAUCUCGAAUGGAGUCUCCGCUUCGAAUUCGGAACCAUCAAGAUCCCAGAGGACGAAGAAGGGGAGGAGAGGGACGUCAAGCCUGCUUUCACCCUUUUAGAGGAAGUCGUCAAGGACGAGCGCGGCACGGUUAACGUUGCGGUUGAGAAUCUGGAUUGUGAGACGUUUGAGGUCGUCAUUCCCAUCACCGUAUACGGGGAUCUCGUCCCUGAUGGUCGAGAGGGUGAAGACGUUGCUGGCGUGCCUAUAUGA
Molecule: messenger RNA, 2283 nt
Organism: Exophiala bonariae
Lineage: Eukaryota; Fungi; Ascomycota; Eurotiomycetes; Chaetothyriales; Herpotrichiellaceae
Exons: 2
Coding region: 1-2283 (760 amino acids)
Biological process (GO): retrograde transport, endosome to Golgi
Cellular component (GO): Ric1-Rgp1 guanyl-nucleotide exchange factor complex; Golgi membrane
Source: RefSeq, a predicted model, not a curated record